CGACAAGAUCAGUUUUGCCGUGAUUGUCAAGCGAAGAAGGAUGAAUUCUUGUUGUUUUCUUGGUUUUGGUCGAGGUUUUGGUGGUUUUUCUGGCGCGAGAGCGCUAAAAAGUGUCUACAGCACUACUUCGCGGUUCCUCAGCGGGAAAUCCUUCAAGGAUAUCCCAGGACCUCGAGGAUACACUGUCCUGAACCGCCUCGUCAAGGAAAUUCCCUUGAGACACUUUUGCCUACCUUUAGGCGUUUCAGAGCUCGACGCGCUUCACUUGGCGGGCUUCGAAAAGUACCGGCGAUUCGGCAAGAUUGUGCGCGAAGCUGUACUGCCCGGAGUGAAUAUUGUGUGGCUGUUUGAUCCCGAUGAUAUCGCGACAGUCCUCAAUGAUCACGGUAGUGGGAACUUCCCAGAGCGCAGGAGUCAUUUGGCGCUGGAGAAGUACAGAAACGACCGACCGAGCAUUUAUCGCACGCCAGGACUUUUGCCAACAAACGGCUCGGCUUGGUGGAAAUUGCGAGCGCAGGUGCAGAAGAAUCUCAGCUCUCCUCAGAUUGUGAAGCAAUUCUUGGCGGCAGUUGAUGAGAUCACUCGAGAAUUCCUGGAAAAACUUGAUCUGGAUCGUGCUGAAGAAGACUUCCUGCCUGAGCUUUCGCGCCUCAAUCUUGAGAUCAUUGGAUUUCUGGCCUUCGACACACGCUUAAAUAGCUUCAGCGAUGAGGAACGCGUUCCCGAAUCUCGAUCUUCGCGCCUUAUUGAAGCUGCUGAGGAGUCAAACAGCUGUAUUUUGCCGCUGGAUCAGAACUUUCCGCUAUUUAAACUCUUCGAGACGCCUCUCUACAGACGCUUCCGGAAAGCCCAGGAAUUCCUCGAGGAAGUCGCUCUGGAGAUGGUGGAGAGCAAAGCUGCAGCGCUACGCAGCGAAAGAUCUCUCAUCGCAGAGUAUCUCCGAAAUGAGAAUCUCGAGAUCAGAGACAUUGUCGGAAUGGCGUCGGAUUUCUUUUUGGCGGGAAUCGACACGACAUCUUACACAACCAGCUUUCUUCUCUAUCAUCUCUCGAAUAAUCCCACAGUUCAGGAGAAGCUCUUCCAGGAGAGCCUCAGAGUUCUGCCUGAAGAGGAUUCCCAGCUAUCGAGUGCUGCUCUGCAGGAGAUUCCCUUCGCCAGGGCGGUUCUCAAGGAAUCUUUGCGCCUCAAUCCCGUCUCCGUGGGCGUGGGACGCACCCUGACCACAGACACGCUGCUGUCCGGCUUUCUCGUGCCGCGAGGAACCAUCAUUGUGACGCAGAACCAGAUCUCUUGCCGGCUUCCCAUUCACUUCCACCAACCGGAAUGCUUUCUGCCCGAGCGCUGGCUCAAGAGCACGCGCACCGUCGCGCCCCAUCCGCACCUGGUGCUGCCCUUCGGCCACGGCAUGCGAUCCUGCAUCGCCAGGCGCCUGGCGGAGCAGAAUAUGCUCCUCCUCAUGCUCAGGAUGGUGAGGAAGUACAAACUGGUGUGGAAAGGUGCACCCAAACUGGAUUUCGUCACGAAACUCGUCAACAAGCCGUCGAGUGCCAUCAAAAUCCAUCUCAUUCAGCGCCCUAGGAAGUUGACAGCCAAUUGA
Phlebotomus argentipes is the source of this 1597-nucleotide messenger RNA. RefSeq names its product cytochrome P450 302a1, mitochondrial (gene dib). The record is from RefSeq and is a predicted model, not a curated record. Bases 41 to 1597 code for a protein of 518 amino acids. Gene Ontology annotation, molecular function: iron ion binding; monooxygenase activity; heme binding. The transcript is spliced from 7 exons. NCBI's taxonomy places the organism in Eukaryota, Metazoa, Arthropoda, Insecta, Diptera, Psychodidae.